UGGUUGAUUUUGCAAUGCAUCCGUAUUGGACCUGCAACCCCCCACCCUAAGAUUAGCCGCCAAAUCUCAGUUUAAUUAAUCACCCCAGUGGCAAAUCUGUAAUAUCGCAACAAACCAAGCCUCGUUUUCUAACGAGCUAUAAGUUUGCAUAACUCGGUGCAUCCAUUUUUCCCCUGCGCCCCCGACUCGGCCGUUAAGUCCGUUACUGAAUGUCCCGGCAAAACUCACAAACAGAAAAUGGCUGUUUUACCCUUCCGCCUUAUCCUCCUCUCCGUCUUCUUCGUCUCCAUGGCCUUUCCGGCGUUUUCCCAGCUUGACCAACGGUCGAUGCUUCUGCGCUUGAAGCUCGAGCUGGGAGACCCACCUCCUCUCCGGUCAUGGGAUGACAUAUCCUCGCCGUGUAAUUGGCCGGAGAUUCAUUGCUCCGCCGGAAAUGUCACCGGAAUCAGCUUCUUUAACCUCAACUUUACGGUUCCUGUCCCUGCUUCCAUCUGCGAUUUCCCCAACCUGAGGUCACUCGAUCUGUCGUAUAAUUAUUUUCCCGGCGGGUUCCCGACGGUUCUGUACAACUGCACUAAGCUUCAGUACUUGGAUCUCUCACAGAACUUGUUUGAAGGACCGAUUCCCGGCGACAUAGACCGUCUCUCCGGCGAACUCGUGCACCUUGACCUCGCCGCUAAUGGGUUUUCCGGCGAUAUUCCCAAGGCGAUCGGACGAUUGUCCAAGCUCAAGGUUCUGAACCUGUACCAGAGCGAAUAUAUCGGCAGUAUUCCGACAGAGAUUGGAGACUUGUCGGAGCUGGAGGAGUUGCGCUUGGGGAAAAAUGACAAGUUUUUGGCAGGGAAUAUUCCGGUGGAGAUCGGAAAGCUGAAGAAACUGAGGGUUCUGCGGUUGGAUGAGAUGAAUCUGGUGGGCGAAAUGCUGGCGGUUGUUUUCGAGAACCUGACGGCUCUGCAGCAUCUCGAUUUUUCGGCGAACAACUUGUCCGGUCCGAUACCGGACGUGAUAUUCCAGUUGAAGAAUCUGACCCAUUUGUACCUGUUCUCCAAUUAUUUGUUUGGGGAGAUACCCAGAUCGAUUUCAGCAAUGAAUCUGGUGGAACUCGAUCUUUCUGCGAACAAAUUGAACGGUACGAUUCCAGAAGUUGUCGGAAAUCUGACAAAACUAGAGAUGCUGAACCUCUUCGAGAACCAGAUUACCGGAGAAAUCCCUGUGGGUAUCGGAAAAUUCGCUGGAUUGAAGCUUCUGAAACUCUACACCAACAAGCUGACCGGAGAAUUGCCGUCGGAUUUGGGGUUUUAUUCCAAACUGGAGAGAUUUGAAGUUUCAGAGAAUCAGUUGACCGGAAAUUUGCCGGAGAAUUUGUGCAGGGGAGGUAAUCUCCUCGGAGUCGUCGUAUUCUCCAACAAUCUCACCGGAGAAAUCUCCUUUUCGCUCGGGAAUUGCAGCAGCCUCCUCACGAUUCAGCUUCAGAACAAUCGGUUCUCAGGGGAGAUUCCUUCCGGAAUCUGGACUAGUUCCGACAUCGAAUCGUUGAUGGUGAGCAACAACUCGUUCACCGGAGGGUUGCCGGAGGAAGUUGCGUGGAAUAUGACGAGGAUCGAGAUCGAAAACAACAGAUUCUCGGGGGAGAUUCCGAGGAAGAUUGGUUCAUGGUCAAAUCUAGCCGUUUUAAAGGCAAGCAACAAUCUGUUCUCCGGUGAGAUUCCGAAGGAGUUGACAUCACUUUCUAAUCUCUUGAACCUCUUCCUCGACGGAAACCAACUUUCCGGAGAGUUACCGGUGGAAAUCAUCUCAUGGAAGUCGUUGACGGCUCUUGAUUUGUCCAACAACAAGCUCACCGGAAAAAUCCCAGCGGCUCUCGGGUCAUUGUCAUCCCUUGUCGUUCUUGACCUGUCAGAAAACCAAUUCUCUGGUCAAAUCCCGCCGGAGGUCGGCAAACUGAAGCUGCCAAGCCUCAAUUUGUCAUCAAACAGACUCUCAGGGAAAGUUCCAGAGCAGUUUGACAAUCUCGCUUACGAGAACAGUUUCUUAAACAACACGAAUCUUUGCGUAGAUGAUCCGGUUCUCAGAUUACCGGAUUGUGGGAAUGUGCUCGGAAGCUCAAAAGGGCUGUCCCGAAAAACUCUCGCCAUGAUUCUAGCCACCGCCAUUCUGGCUUUCGCCAUAGCCCUUCUUGCGACGUUCUUUGCCAUUCGGUAUUACAGAGGAAAACAGCCAAGGACCGACCCUGAAACAUGGAAGCUAACUUCCUUUCACAGAUUAGAAUUCUCAGAAUCCGACAUCUUACCAAACCUCUUGGAGAGCAACGUAAUCGGAAGCGGUGGAUCGGGGAAAGUAUACAAGAUCUUCAUCCGUUCCUCGGGCCAAUAUGUUGCAGUGAAGAAGGUAUGGAACAGCAAGAAGCUAGACAAGACACUGGAGAAGGAGUUUAUGGCAGAAGUCGAGAUCCUGGCAAGGAUCAGACACGCGAAAAUAGUGAAGCUCCUGUGCUGUAUCUCGAGCAAGGAUUCGAAUCUGCUCGUUUACGAGUACAUGGAGAACCAUAGUCUGGACCGAUGGCUACAUGGGAAGAAGACAGAUGAGGAGUCCCCCUACUUGGAUUGGCCAAGGAGAUUGCAGAUUGCAGUUGGAACAGCUCAAGGACUCUGCUACAUGCAUCACGACUGUUCUCCGGCGAUUAUACACAGAGAUGUCAAGUCCAGCAACAUAUUGCUCGAUUCUGAAUUCGACGCUAAAAUAGCCGAUUUCGGAUUGGCCAAGAUGCUGGUUAAGGGAGGAGAUAAAGAACAUCUUACCAUGUCUGCAGUUGUCGGAUCCUUCGGCUACCUCGCUCCAGAAUAUGCGUAUACAUCGAAGGUGAACGAGAAGAUCGAUGUGUACAGUUUCGGAGUGGUGUUGUUAGAACUUGUGACGGGGAGAGAAGGGACGAGAGGACAUGAUCAUAUGAACCUGGCAGACUGGUCGUGGAGGCAUUACCGAGCAGGGGAUCCGAUCCAAGAAGCGUUUGAUCCAGAUAUCAGACAAGACUCGCCCUCCCAUGUAGAGGAGAUGAAAAGGGUGUUCAAGCUAGGACUGAUGUGUACAAGCACAUUGCCACAUCACAGGCCGUCCAUGAAGGAGGUUCUGCAUAUUCUACUCAAGACAUGUCCGAAAGUGGCAUAGUGGUCCAAUGGAUUUUGAGUCUGAGUUGAAAAUCCUGUUAAUUAUCCGAACUGCCAUCCUAGAUAUUACACCUUCACUUAUAUAUAUAUAUAUAUAUAUAUUUGUAAUAGUGACAUAUUACACCUUCACUUAAUUAAUCAAAAAAUUAGAUAAAUAACAACCACACUAGAUCCACGUAUUCUCAUACCCAUAAUACAUAAUCCAAUCACCCUUUACCUUAAAAUCAUCUGACAUUCCUAUCAAUGCAGCAAGCAAAUCAUUUUUAUAUGAGAGAGAGACAGAGAGAGAGAGACAGAGAGAGAGAGCAAACAAUAUACUUACAAUCUUUCCCCCAAUGUGAUUUGGUUAUUUACACUGGGAAGUUCAUAUAAAACAAGAACCAAAUGCAAAGACAGACUACCAAAACAACUUAGGCAGAAGAUUCUGAACAAAUUACACAACUUUCUAAAUUAAUUAAAAAAAAAAAAGGAAAC
Messenger RNA from Tarenaya hassleriana, 3638 nucleotides. Its product is annotated as receptor-like protein kinase 5. Lineage: Eukaryota; Viridiplantae; Streptophyta; Magnoliopsida; Brassicales; Cleomaceae. Gene Ontology annotation, biological process: protein phosphorylation. The transcript has 2 exons. The record is from RefSeq and is a predicted model, not a curated record. Bases 238 to 3165 code for a protein of 975 amino acids. Gene Ontology annotation, molecular function: protein kinase activity; ATP binding; protein binding.